GCAUUCCGUGUUUCAGUGGGAAUGUGUUCGGAUGGGCAUCACUUGGUUUUUCCAUUCUUGUAAAUAAAGUAUAUUUAAUUGGCGGUGUUCGUGUUUUUUUAUUAUUAUUAUUCUGCAGGAUUAAUCGUAUAUCUGCUAAAAGUUGAGCGCCGGUGUGUCAGAACAACAGAGUUAACCAUGAAUGUAAACCAAGGCACAGUUGGAAGUGACCCAGUGAUCCUGGCCACUGCAGGGUAUGACCACACUGUGAGGUUCUGGCAGGCACACAGUGGGAUCUGCACCAGAACAGUACAACACCAGGACUCUCAGGUGAAUUCACUAGAAGUAACACCUGAUAGGAGCAUGAUUGCAGCAGCUGGUUAUCAGCACAUACGCAUGUAUGACCUCAACUCAAACAAUCCAAAUCCUGUAAUAAAUUACGAUGGCGUUAGCAAAAACAUCACAUCCGUUGGCUUCCAUGAGGAUGGCAGAUGGAUGUAUACUGGAGGAGAAGACUGCAUGGCACGCAUCUGGGAUCUAAGGUCAAGAAAUUUACAGUGUCAAAGGAUCUUUCAGGUCAAUGCACCCAUUAACUGUGUGUGCCUUCAUCCCAACCAAGCUGAAUUGUUUGUUGGAGAUCAAAGUGGUGUGAUCCAUGUCUGGGAUCUUAAAACAGACCAUAAUGAGCAGCUCAUCCCAGAGCCAGAGGUGUCCGUCAACUCUGUGCACAUUGACCCCGAUGCAAGCUACAUGGCUGCUGUUAAUAGCUCUGGCAACUGUUACGUGUGGAAUUUGGCUGGAGGAAUUGGUGAUGAAGUGACACAGCUUAUUCCCAAAACCAAAAUUCCUGCUCACAAGCGUUACUCUUUGCGCUGUAAAUUUAGCCCUGACUCCACAUUGCUGGCUACCUGCUCUGCAGACCAGACCUGUAAAAUCUGGAGGACUUCAAACUUCUCACUGAUGACAGAGCUGAGUAUUAAGAGUAACAACCCUGGGGAGACGUCUCGUGGCUGGAUGUGGGACUGUGCAUUCUCUGGAGACUCGCAGUACAUUGUCACAGCCUCUUCAGAUAAUUUGGCACGUCUUUGGUGUGUAGAGACGGGGGAAAUCAAGCGUGAGUACAGUGGGCAUCAAAAGGCUGUGGUGUGUCUGGCUUUCAAUGACAGUGUGCUUGGUUAAAUCAGAACCAGUCUAAAUCCAUUCAGCAGGACUGUGUACACCCUGGUGUACUCCUACAGGACCCAUAAUGUUAAACUAUAAGUGACAGAAGUGAUAAAUGUUAUUUUGAUUGUUAUUGAAGUAUUAUUGCUUGUCUAUAACUACAGUUUAUGGAAAAACAAGAACAUUAAUCAGUCCGUAGCAACAUCAAAGAACAUGCAAGACUACAGUAUGGGAUUGCGUGAUUUUCAUUCAGCAGGCAUCCUGCUAAAUAAACCAAUUACUUAAAAUACUUAAUUGUGCAACCUUAGUACCACAUCUAAAGAAAACCUGGUUUAUAAUUUGAAUAAUAAUAAUAAUAAUUACACUGUUAAUAUCGGAUUUGGUUAUGAUUGGUCUCAUGUCCAAAAGGUGUAUGCUAUUAAAUAUAAAUGUUAUUUAAAUAUGGUUUAUGAUUUAAUACACAGGCUGUAGAUAAAUUCUAAAACGCACAGAAAAAAAAAGUGUUGCAACCCAAGAAUUGAGUGCACAAAGAACAUACAACUCAGUAUGCAUUUGUGAAAUGUAUACCCUUGAUUCUGAAAUAAUAUUCUCUUCAGAUAUGUGUCCUAUAAGUUAUUAAACAGCAUUCUGCAAGGUUUGAACCCGAUUUGAUGUUCGAAAGGAAUCCAGUCAUUAUUUGUAGUAAAUACUGGUUCACCACACAUCACAUUGGGUUUGGGGUUUGCUUUUUCUUACACAUCUUUCUUGCUUCUAUAUCUGUAUAUAACUACAUGCUUGUAAAUGCAAUCUAUAACAGUAAAAUACUGAUUUAACUGA
Messenger RNA from Tachysurus fulvidraco (yellow catfish), 1956 nucleotides. RefSeq names its product MTOR associated protein, LST8 homolog (S. cerevisiae) (gene mlst8). Gene Ontology annotation, molecular function: protein binding. Gene Ontology annotation, cellular component: TORC1 complex; TORC2 complex. Gene Ontology annotation, biological process: TOR signaling; regulation of actin cytoskeleton organization. The coding region runs from base 178 to 1158 and encodes 326 amino acids. Lineage: Eukaryota; Metazoa; Chordata; Actinopteri; Siluriformes; Bagridae. The record is from RefSeq and is a predicted model, not a curated record. The transcript has 9 exons.